AUGAUACGAGAGUUUUACGAUAGCACUGAUGAAGAUGAAAUGGAAAGCCAGUAUGAGGUAGAUCCAGAAUGCCUUGUUCUGACAAGACCUGAUCGCGACAUGCAUAACCGUUGCUGUGGUGGGAAGGCUUGGUGCAUUAGAGAUAUAUGCGGCAUCAUAUGCGCUGUGCUGACUUGGCUGCUGAUACUGUACGCCGAGUUCGUGGUGAUGAUGGUGAUGUUGCUUCCGGGCGUAUCGACGUAUCCGCUGUACAGUUACAUUAACAUCAUCAUAUUCCAGAGUCUCGCUUUCCUCGCGUUCGCUUCGCAUCUACGCACGAUGUUCACGGAUCCGGGUGCCGUACCAAAAGGCAACGCGACGAAGGAGAUGAUAAAGCAGAUGAGCUUCCGCGAGGGUCAGGUGAUAUUCAAGUGCACCAAGUGUUGCAGCAUCAAGCCGGAAAGGGCGCACCACUGCUCCGUGUGCCAGCGGUGCAUUAGGAAGAUGGAUCACCACUGCCCGUGGGUCAAUAACUGCGUUGGGGAGAACAAUCAGAAGUACUUUGUGUUGUUCACGUUCUACAUAGCGGCGAUCUCGAUCCACUCGCUCACGCUCUCCGUGUACCAGUUCGUGACGUGCAUCCGGCACGAGUGGCGCGACUGCAGCACGUACUCGCCGCCGGCCACCGUGGUGCUGCUGCUGUUCCUCAUCGCCGAGGCGCUGCUCUUCGCUAUAUUCACCGCGGUGAUGCUCGGCACGCAGCUGCACGCCAUAUGGAACGAUGAGACGGGCAUCGAGCAACUGAAAAAGGAGCAAGCUCGUUGGAUCCGCAAGUCGCGAUGGAAGAGCAUACAAUCCGUGUUUGGAAGGUUCUCGAUUCUAUGGUUCUCGCCUUUCACGCAACCGUCACCUAAAACAAAACUAGAAAGCUAUUUAUACAGCGUUUAACAUAAUACCCACGUUCCUUCUUCGGUCACAAGAAAAAGGAACGCCCAAGAUUGAUUAAUGGUUUGACACCCGAUAUUAAUGAGAAAUAAUAACGUACGACAAUAUGUUUUCCGCCGUGUACACCAUAAAUAAAAAUGGUAGAUGCUAACUUUUAUUGUCUAUUGUGUAUUGGCAAAACAUCAAAGGAUAAUUAUGACAAAUUUAAUGAAAGAAGAAUAAUGCGGUUAUUUUGACAGUUUAGAUAAAUUGGAUACCGAAUGGCAAAAAUGUCUGGUAAAAUCCCAGAAAACCAUGUGAUACCGGAGGAGUAAUUUGACGUCUAAAUGCAGUUAUAAUUCUAUUGUGUGAAGAUGUUGGUCGUCUAGCGCCAUCUCUUUCCCGUACUGGAGUUAGUACUAUUUUAAGACGUAACGGAUACCUCCUGAAAUUAGAAAUUUUCUAUAUACAAUUUACCCAGUGUUGUAAUUUUCUAGUGGUGUCUUACUAUUAUUGAAGUUAUUGUUCGAAACAAGAACUAUGAUAUAACGUUACUUGUUUCUCGUGACAAAUGAAGGAUAUAGAGAAAAUAGUAUUAUUUAUAGAUUUUUGGGUAGUCAGGCCUAGACUUGUGUACUGUUUAGCUUCGGUGGCUUUCAAGGUUCGGUAAGUCGGUGAGCUACUUUUAGUAUCCACUGUCAUUGAUACAUCUUUUAAGUGCAUAUCAAGUGCUUGUGCGAAUAGACUAUUAAUCUCCCGUGAAAUAAAUAAUUCAGCUUUACGCUGCUCGAAGGACCACUCUUUACAGGCCGUUCAGAGUAAUAUUGGACUUUUGCAGACACAUGUUAGUCAUUGAUAUUGACUUCGAAACUGAUAGAAUAAUAAAUUGAUGAUUUCUCGUCCCUUUCAAUGACAGAUGAAUACGAAGACGAGUCAUAUAUUUUUUGAUCUGUACCAUCAGCCUAGACUACCCAAAAAUCGCGUCAAAUGUAUAUUUAAGACGUUAAUUCGUGAUCAUAAUCAGCGUUAUUAGAAGCAAUAACAUCUUUAUGUUAUAGAUGUAUUUAUUUAUUUGUAACUCGACUGAUGUGGUAAAUAUAAGUAUGUAAGUGGAAUAUUUGUACGGAUCACCUCCUAUAGAAAUGUAUGAUAUAUCUCUUUUUACUAAGGAUAUAUUGUUUUAGUAGAAACCGAAAUAAAUUCCCUAUUAAAAAGGAAAUAGUCCUUAAGCAAAAUCGGUGUUUUGAUUGUAAAUAAGGUGUAAGCCGCUUUUUGUUCACUGUUUAAUUUUUUCGUGUAUCUUUUUCAUUCUUCGCACGCUAUUUUUGUACUAAAGUACACAAAUAGUACAGUAGCACUUCACUGUGUAAGUACUAAUUAUCUAACACGGAACACUAAGUUACAUUAGUGCUUAUGUGUAAUGCGUCGUCUAGAGGAGGUGAUCCGUUAUCUAUCUCACUCUGACAUCAGUGUUGUCGUACGUUAGAGCGAGAUAAACGACUGCCUUAAUUCGAUUAGACUAUUGCAAAUAUAUCUUUAAUUUUUUCGGGUAUUUUAUAUAUGACUUUUAGAACUAUAAUCUAUUGUUGUGUUUGAAUAUGUCAUAAAUACCUCUUUGUAGGACCAAUACUGUAUGUUAGAGUGAGAAAAAAAAUGCGAUUAACAUUGGUAUUUUUAGGAGAACAAAUUAGAAAGCAUUAUUUGUUAUCAGACAAUGUUAUGCUCAUUUUCGAGGAUAUUAUCUGUUAGCUGUCUCACUCUAACGCUAUGAAUGUGAUAGGUUACAAUGAGAGAAAUAGUAUGCCGUUUGUGUCGAUUAGAAAAUUACAUUGAUGAAGAAAUAGAAAAGUACAUCGUUGAUUUUUCUGGAAUUUUCCACAGGAUAUCUUAAUUUUUAUUUAAUAUUAUUUGAUCGUAAACUGCAAUGCAAAAACAUAUGUAACAUGAAUUAUUUGUUGUCUCCCUCUAACGACCAUAUUUUGGCGUGUUAGAACGAGAUGCAAUAGUGUGGUUGAGUUUUCUUCAAAUUUUUCUAUUCGUUGGGAGUGUAUUUGGUGGCAGGCCAUCGGAUGUUUUCGUAAUGAUGCGUAGAUAAACGCUUUGUGUCAGUUAAAUCGAUUCAUAUGCAGAUUAAUAUAAUAACAAAUUUUGUAUAAAGCUUUUCGCUUACUAUAAUAAUGUUGUUUCAUGAAUUAAUUGUAUCGACGAUCAAUAUAUAUAAAGAAAUAACUUAGAACUAUUUCAACUAAAUAAGUUAUUUUUAAAAUUGAAGCAAACAAUAUUAUCGUUUAUCCUCCAUCAAGACGUGACCGUUUUAUAGAAGUCUAUCGUUUGUCCGCGGCUUCGCUCGUGUUAAAUUCGGAGUAGUUUAAAAGAUGUUAUUGUACAUGAAAAAUAUCCCCUUGAAUCACUCUAUCUAUGAAAAAAAACCCCAUCAAAAUCCAUUGUGUAGUUUAAAACAUUCUAAGCAUACAUACAUACAGGCGCGGGAAGCUACUUUGCUUUAUACUAUGUAGCGAUAUCGAUAUAAUUGGCUGCAUAAUUUGUGUGCAAUCGUGAGUGACAGUUCUCAUUCAUGAUAAUAGUUAAUAGCUUUUGGAAAACAUUGUUCAGUAAGGAAAAAAAAUAAUUUUUAUUACAUAAUGUUAUUAUUAUAUUGUUGGUUCUUUCCAUACGGGAGUCUAUUUAUAACGGUAUAUAUAACUGUAACCAAUAGGUUAUAUGGGAUAACACCGUAACUGACCGAAAUUAGUAGUCUAAUGACCGCAUAGGAGAAAUAUUCGUAAUUCGUCGUGCAAUUAUGUCAUGAAACAAUUUUAGAGUUCAAAAUGCUCUUUCGAAUUGUCGUUCUCUAUCCCAGUUGUGUAACUGACGCAUAUGUGUAACGCAUAUGCGUGCGUUGCGUACUUCAUCAAGUCUUGUGUGUGUUUGACAUCGAUGGUUAAUAAUUAAGGGAAUAUAAUAUAUAAAAAGUAGAACAAACAUAAGAUCUCAUAAGUUUACGAGUUUCGGAGCACUAAAUACACACUUUGAUAUUUGUUAAGGAAUUGUAUACAAUGUGUGAAUUGAGCCUAUUCCGUUUAACACUGGUCAUAUAUUGUUAUAUUUUGGUAAUCAUAAUAUUUAUUCAUUGCACACUGUCGUAUUUAAUCUAAUUAUCUUUUUGUUUGGAAAGCUUUGACGUUUCGGCUACUUAAUAUAUAUAUGGAUUAAGUAAUUCACGAAAAUUGAAAGAUUUCUUUUAAUGCCGUCGGCUUCUUAACUAGAACAGCUGUUGUUUAUAAAUUUAUAUUAAAAUAUUGUUAAUCAUACGUUAGGUAGAUUAUAGAGCAUUAUUAUAAUCAAUUGACGUUAAUAAUAAUUUUGGUAAAUCCGGAAAUGAAAUCACGAUCUUCCAUUUGUAGUUUUUUCAGGAAUACGGUGGAAAAAAUCGUUAUGGACUGGUGAUAUUUGAAAACAACACGACGUUGCGAAAUCUUACAAUUAUUCUAAAUUGAAAAUAAAUUUACCGAAUGAUUAUUCGUUAUUGCGAUAUAUUUUUAUCGCAGCUGGAUUUUUUCUAUUAUCGAAUUACGAUUUAAAUUCUGAUUAAGCGCACAUAUUGUAUCGUGAUUACUUGUCAUUUUGUUUUUAUUAUCUGUAAUGUUCUGAUACAGAUUUCGAGAAAUCAUCCUGACAGUUGCGUUACCGUUUCAAGUAUAUCGUCGUUGUUUUGAAAUACCACUACACUAUCCAAGGACAGUUUCUGAAAAUAUAGAAGUCGUUUGAAUUAUUCGCUUGCUUGUUAUAAUAUUUAUUUCAGUAGUGUAAUUUAUGGGUUGCUUUUUGGAUAAUAUUAACGGGCUAUGCGUUAGGGGUAUUAGUAGAAUUACAAAUUUAGACUAAGAUGGUAUUUUACUGUAAGAUGCCUUUUGUAAUAUAAGGUGAAAGUUACUCCACGCGAAAACUAAUGCGUCCCAGGUAAAAGUUAGCCGUGAAUUAUUAGAUUAAGUUUCUGUUAACUGUUAGACGCGUUGAAGCAAUCGAUUCAAACGAUGAAAGAUUCCAAAACGUUACCAGUUUUUGACGAAAUCGAUAAUUGAUAGUAAACCUUGUGUCCAUUGGUUAUUGGUUAAAUUUUGCGUGGUGGAACAUCACGACAUGUACCGUAUAAAUGAUUUUUGAGAACGUUGAAAUUGACAGGGACCGUUGUAUAACGCUUACUAGCACGCCGAUACGAAAAUCGUGUUGCCUUACUCACAAGCUGCCUAAUUACCAUGCGUUUAAUCGUUAAACGCACACCUACAUCGAUAACAGAGCAAUAGAGGUUUAAAUAAGACCCGUGUAUUAAAUCUUAUCAGUACAGUUGUUGACGCAUUAGAUUAAGGGGGCAGAGGUGACGUAUACACCGCAACUUAUUCUAAAGAUGAACGCUUUAUAUUAGAAGGUCGUGCGAAAUUUCGACUUUACUGUUAGUAUGGUGCCUUGAAAUCCCAAACCCACGGUUUUAUUCCCGUUCCAAUCCUGUAUGUUCCUUUUCCAACAGGUGAAAAGGGUCCUUGAUGUUUCAAAUACUAGAACGGCGAAAUAAGUAGAAAUAAGGAAUCUAUAGAUACAUUAAGUCAUACCGACUUCCAUCGUUACCCUACGACUCUGCCCCCAAAUAAUCUAUAUAAGUCUUCUUAGUUGUUGCUAUUAGAUACUGCAAGCCUUACGUGUUUACGAGUGAAUAUUUUAACCGUUACUAGGCCUAUAAAUGUUGCUAAAUCUAUUUAUCAAACAAUAGUUCUAUAGCAUUAUAUUAGACCAAUGUGUUACCGUUGUAUUAGCUAAUAUAAGUUGUACAUUAUAAUAUCUGGAUAUAAUAUAAAAAUUAAUGACAAGUUUUAGUUAUUAAGAUAUAGAUUAUCACAAAUAUAUAUUAUAUUACAGUUAGGAGAGAAUUAUUCACCGCGUUUGACCAACAUUACAUCUUGUUUAUAUAAUAUCGAGAUAAUUAAAGGAUUACUUAUUACAACACAGAUAAGGUAGUGAUUUCCGAAUGUAUUUAUCGUAGUGAUAUAUCAUCUGUAUAGUGCACGAUUUGAAAAUACAUAGAAUAAAUUUAAAUACAACUGUUAUUCACAUUGAACCGUUUUAACUAGUCGUUGUAUUGUAAAAUGUAAUACUAUUACGAUAUAUUAAAGAACAUAAUUGUAAAUUGAACUUUAAAGGACAGUAACAUUAACGUUUUAUGCAAUAAAUAUUGUAUUCGUUUGCAGUGCUCUAGUUGAGACUCCUCUCAAUUUGUUAGAAAAAUAUUAGAUGAAUAAAAUCAACUGUAAACAUUAACAGUUGAUACAUGUACGUGCUAAAGAUUGAUAUAAUUCAUAUUAUGUAUAACAACGUAUUUUUUAAUUCAAUUAUUCAUUGAUAUAAUAUUAGUUAAUUCAGGUUUUUAGAUAUAGACGUGAAUUAAAUUAAAUAUGUGCUAAAUGCAAAAAUGCAAUUUUGUCAACAGCAAUAAAAGCUAUUCUAAAUGUAACUGCCUGGAAAUGUUAAGUAUGUAGUUAAUAAUUAAAUGAUGUAUAUUAAUAUUUAUUCCUAAUAAUAAAAAUCUACUAAUUAAUUUAAUGAUCAAUAACACCAGUGUAUUUUAAGAUAAACAGCGGUAUUAUAGUAUUUAGAAACAGUUCAUUCCAACAGCAUUCGGUCGUAUAGAAGGAGCGAAGAUCAAAUGUAUAUUGUGAAAUAUUUUUUUAUUAGAACAGUGUAUUUGUUCCUCUUUAUAUUUAGAUAUAGCUGAUGUAGGCGGCUUGUUGCGCUUCGUAAAUUGGCCGCACGUGGUCUUACCUAGGAAGUUUCUGGGAGAGUUCUAAAUAAUUUUUGUUCAAUGUAAUAAUGGAUACCCGGUUACGGACUAAGAAUAUCUUUUGACUGAGUUUAUAUUUUUAGAUUUAAAAAACUCUUAUUUUGAUUAUAUCUACGGUGAAUGGUUUUGUUAUUUAUUUAGAUAUUCUUUUCUUAUAAAAUUUUCAAUAAGUUUUUUCGAAGACAUCGUAGCUAUACUAUAACUUGCUAGGUACGCCCAUAGGUUAGAUGUGCAUAAAUAAGAUUUAUUAUUAUUGUAUUAUAUUUUCCUACACACAUUAUAAUAUUCGGUAACGUUUUUCGAAUCGGUAAUUGUUGUCGCCAAUAAUAGGUAAUUGUUUAUAAAUAUACGACUUCAUUCAUUAUUGGUGGAGUGAAGCGGUUUUUUUUUAUAGUAUUUUUUAUAUUUCAUUUAUAUUAAAUUGAUAUGAAGUCAUGUUUAAUUUUGUAUUAAAUUGUUUCCAUUCUCCGAGUGGUCCAUAAUGUGAUGUAAUUUUUACCACCGGUGCUCGCUGCUCUAGUUGUCUACUUGAAGCUUAAAAUAUGACACCAAAAUAUGCUUAAUUUUCAUAGUUAUAGUCACCAUAAUUACGUUUUCAAUUUUGACAUAUAUAUAAAAUAGAAAGAUAAUAUUAUAUAUUUUUUGAUUAUAAUUUUAUGCUAGUAAAUUUUCACGUUUUAUGAAUUUUAGGUCAAGGCGUAAAUUACAUACCAAUGUACAAGUUGAGUAGACCAUAGAUUCUAGAACCUCUAUCGAUACAAAUGUACCUAUAUCAUAUUAUUUUAUGCACUCCAGUUUUAUAAAAUUGUAACAAUAAGUCAAAUUCACAUUUAUUCUCAUUAGAAACAGUAGUGGAUACAGUGUAAUAUUUUCUAUCAUAAAAUAAGUUUUCCGAGACCUAUUAAAUAUGAGAGAUGGAAA
Zerene cesonia (dogface butterfly) is the source of this 7654-nucleotide messenger RNA. RefSeq names its product palmitoyltransferase ZDHHC3. Bases 1 to 927 code for a protein of 308 amino acids. The record is from RefSeq and is a predicted model, not a curated record. Gene Ontology annotation, molecular function: protein-cysteine S-palmitoyltransferase activity. The transcript has 5 exons. Lineage: Eukaryota; Metazoa; Arthropoda; Insecta; Lepidoptera; Pieridae. Gene Ontology annotation, cellular component: endoplasmic reticulum; Golgi apparatus. Gene Ontology annotation, biological process: peptidyl-L-cysteine S-palmitoylation; protein targeting to membrane.